Carassius gibelio (silver crucian carp) is the source of this 3233-nucleotide messenger RNA. RefSeq names its product adrenoceptor beta 1 (gene adrb1). Gene Ontology annotation, cellular component: membrane. Gene Ontology annotation, biological process: norepinephrine-epinephrine-mediated vasodilation involved in regulation of systemic arterial blood pressure; adenylate cyclase-activating adrenergic receptor signaling pathway; positive regulation of heart rate by epinephrine-norepinephrine. Gene Ontology annotation, molecular function: beta1-adrenergic receptor activity. The coding region runs from base 133 to 1305 and encodes 390 amino acids. The record is from RefSeq and is a predicted model, not a curated record. The transcript has a single exon. NCBI's taxonomy places the organism in Eukaryota, Metazoa, Chordata, Actinopteri, Cypriniformes, Cyprinidae.
UGUAUUUGUCGCUCGGCUCUUUCUUUCAGUGAACGCGUGUGGGCCUGGGCUGGAGAGCAGAGCGCGGAUGGAACGGAAGCGCUCCACACUGGACCUGAAGUUCUGCAUGAGCGCGCUUCAUUUCUCCACACCAUGGGAGACGGUUUACCGUCCGUAAACUACAGCAAUGAUUCUAAACGCGGCACGGUGGAUCUUAACUUAUCCGAACAGUGGCUCGUGUGCAUGGGAAUCAUCAUGGGUCUGAUAGUGUUCAUCAUUGUAGUGGGAAAUAUACUAGUUAUAGUCGCCAUAGCGCGGAAUCAGAGGCUCCAGACGCUCACCAAUGUAUUCAUCGUGUCUCUGGCGUGCGCAGAUCUCAUCAUGGGGUUACUGGUAGUGCCAUUUGGUGCAGCCUUGGAGGUCAGAGGAGCCUGGAUGUAUGGAUCGUUCUUCUGUGAAUUUUGGAUAUCUGUUGAUGUACUUUGCGUCACGGCGAGCAUCGAGACCCUGUGCGUAAUUGCUAUAGACAGGUACAUCGCCAUCAUCUCUCCGUUUCGCUAUCAGAGUCUUUUAACGAAAGCACGAGCCAAGGUGGUGGUUUGUGGAGUCUGGGCUAUAUCAGCUCUGGUGUCAUUUCCACCCAUCCUAAUGCACUGGUCCCGGGACAGAGAGGAGACAGCGUGCUAUGACAAUCCCGAGUGCUGUGACUUCAUCACCAACCGCGCAUAUGCCAUCUCCUCCUCUAUUAUAUCGUUUUACAUCCCUUUAAUAGUUAUGAUAUUCGUCUAUGCCAGAGUGUAUAGAGAAGCCAAACAACAGCUGAACAAAAUCAACAAAUGUGAGGGAAGGUUCUACAACAAUCAUGGUACUAAUUGCAAACCUAACCGAAAACGAGCUACCAAGAUCCUAGCUUUAAAAGAGCAGAAGGCACUGAAAACGUUGGGAAUAAUCAUGGGAACGUUCACUCUCUGCUGGCUGCCGUUCUUCAUCGUUAACGUGAUGCGGGUGUUUUGCGCACAAGUGGUGGAUAAGGAGCUCUUCGUGUUUUUGAACUGGCUGGGGUACGUGAACUCCGCCUUCAACCCCAUCAUAUACUGCCGGAGUCCGGACUUCAGGAAAGCUUUCAAGAGGUUGUUGUGUUGUCCGAAGCAGGCGGACCGCAGGCUGCACGUGAGCUCGUGCGAUCUGUCGCGCUGCACCGGAGGCUUUGGGAACUCGGUGGAGCAGAGCACGCUCGCGACGUGGUCGGACUGUAACGGCGCGGACAGCAGCGACUGCAGUCUGGAGAGAAACAGCAGGAUGUCCCAUUCAGAGUCUCAACUGUAGAAGUACAACCGUGACAAUUUAAUCGAUAUUACACGAGCAAGAGUGCUGUUCGUGUUUCAUAUCAGGUAAUGACGACUUUGCUGAAAGUGUGAUAUAGCUUGUUCAAUAAACAAUCAAUGUGACGUUUAAUGCGUUUCUUAGAAAAUUGCCCAGUCGCACAUUUCUUCUUCGUAAACGAAAAUAGUUCCCGAAAAAAAUCAAAGCGUUAUUUUUGACUAUUGCCAAGCAACGAACAAACUAAACAUAGGCCUAUGGGUGAGACGGGGCGACCACCAUCUAUCUCCCCUCCCCCACACUAAGUAUUCUGUAUACACUUCGCUGAACUCCGGGUUUUACUCGAGCGAUCGUGGAUUGAAAAAAAAAAACGCGCACUCGCUCCGCUUCCACUUUGAACUGCUCCUAUGUGAACACGAAUAAGCGAAGUAAUACAAACAGUGAAAAGUCCAAGUACCACUUUUGAAAAGCAAUUCCGCCAAUCAAAAUCGAGGACCAGCACGAACUGUUGUAUAAAAUAGAUAACAGGCCAACUGAAAUUUUGCCGUGUCCAAACAACCAAUUCGAACCCAUUUAAUCCCAUUUUCCCCCAGCUAAGUAAGUAUUUACACUCUGAGAAGGCAUUUAAGCAAAUUGCUAAAUUUAAGCAAAUUGAAAAUUAGCAAACUGAAAUAUUUUUAUUUAUUUAUUUAUUUAUUUAUUUUUUACCUGGGAUUGCUGUUAAUAAAACUAGAUAAAUUAUAAACUUAUAGGCCUAUAUAUUUUUGUACUACUCAACAAUUGUACUGAACAGGUAGGCCUAUUUCAAAGAUAGGCUACAUGCAUAUAUAUUCUUUGUUUCAUUAAAUGUAACAAUACUCCUUAAAUAUGUUGAAAUGUAUACACAUUUCUCAAGUGAACCAAUCAGGUAUUCAAAAUGGGUUUCUUACUAUUUACAAAUGUUUUCAUUGACAUGAAUUAAAAGGUAGUCUAUAUUGUGAUGUGAUUCAUACAAGACAGAGUAUAGCCUACAUAAAUAUACAUUAAUAAUAGACACAUAAAAUAUUAGCUGUUUAUCAUAUACACAGAGGAGCAAACUAGAAUAAAAAAGCUCUAAACUAACUAUUUAAACCAGCUGUUUAAAUAUGAUCACAUUAGCCUAGACAGUCUGCACCUUCAUAUAGCCUAUUGCUGAGAGUUCAUGUAAAAUUCACAUAAAAAAUACAACUUUUCUAGAUCCCUCAAGCUCAAAAGCAAAUGCAGUCACAAAUGUGAAUGUGGGAUUAAAUGGGCUCAAGACACUGAUCUAUAAUAUACAUUUUGCAAGGGUUGAAUUGUAAAAACUGACAUCAUUUGGAAUACAAACCAUUCCGCAUUUAGCAGUAAUAAAUGGCAGUGUGGCCGGACUGAAGCAGUGGUGUGUUGAAACAGUGUUUUUCAUUCUUCAUAGCAAUGUUUUCAGGCUUUGAGCCUUAACAUUGUUUAUUGGAAUGUUUAAUUCUCGAAUGUGUGAUAUUAAAUCUUGUUUUACCUCAUACCUGUAUAAUGUGCAAAUUGUACAAGGAGGAACUUGUUUAUAUUAAACAAAUGUUAAAAAUGUACAGUAUUUAUUUGAUGCAUUGUACAAGAUAUACAAAAAAGUGUGGCAAUGUGAUGUUAAAUAUUACUUGUGAUUUGCACCUCAUUUGUGUCAAAUGUGAGCUGCCCAUGGGGCAAUGAACUUCUUGCAUUUUCCGUUCAUUUUGAAUUUCUACCAGUUAUAAAUGUUAGAUUGAUUUAUCUGUAAAUGAGAUGCACAGACAUAUUUUUGGGCAGGAAAAAAUGUAUUGUCCCAACUUCACAUUUUUACAGAAAUGAUUUAUGUAUCAGUGCCUCAUGUGAAGUAUUGUACAAGAUUCAUCAUGUUGACGUCAAGUUGGCUAGCGUGCAAUAAAAUGUGUUAUUGUGAAAAGGCA